UCCUAAUUAUCAUUCGAAGCUCUCACUUUUGCUCUCUCUAGGCCAGGAUACAGAGCUUCUGGAGACUUCUUCUCAUCUCCUUCUCUUUAUUUUUCUCUUCAACCCGUAAUAAUCGAUCGGCUCGGCAUUAAUUUCGAAUUUCGUUAUUGAGUUCUUUUCUUUUUCCUGAGAAUUUUUUUUGGAAAUUUGGUGGUAAAUAAUGGAAAGAAUGAAGCGAAAACCUAAUCUGCGGUAUUUGCUGCUGAUGCUUGUUGUCGGAUGCUUUUUCUCGCAGCUCAAGGCGUCGUCUAAUUCUGAAUUUUACGAGUCGUUUGAGGAGGCAAUCGAGGGGAGAUGGGUUGUUUCUGAGAAGGAGGAUUAUAAAGGUGUAUGGAAACGUGAGAAGAGUGAGGGACAUGAUGAUUAUGGGCUUCUUGUCAGUGAGAAGGCGAGGAAGUAUGCUAUCGUAAAGGAGCUGGAUGAGCCUGCUGAUCUUAAGGAUGGAACUGUUGUCCUCCAGUAUGAAGUUCGCCUUCAGGAAGGAUUGGAAUGUGGUGGUGCCUAUCUUAAGUACCUUCGACCCCAGGAUGCUGGGUGGAUGUCCAAGGAAUUUGAUAAUGAAUCUCCAUACUCCAUUAUGUUUGGACCUGAUAAAUGUGGAGCCACGAACAAGGUUCAUUUCAUCUUGAAGCAUAAGAACCCCAAGACUGGAGAGUUCAUUGAGCACCAUCUUAAGUUUCCACCCUCUGUUCCUUCUGACAAAUUAACUCAUAUCUACACUGCCAUUUUGAAACCUGACAAUGAGUUGCGGAUCUUGAUUGAUGGAGAGGAGAAGAAGAAGGCAGACUUUCUCUCAGCUGAAGAUUUUGAACCACCACUUAUCCCUUCCAAGACAAUUCCUGAUCCAGAUGAUAAGAAGCCUGAGGACUGGGAUGAGAGGGCCAAGAUUCCAGACCCUGAUGCCACAAAGCCAGAUGACUGGGAUGAGGAUGCACCACUUGAAAUUGUGGAUGAGGAUGCUGUAAAGCCUGAAGGGUGGUUGGAUGAUGAGCCUGAGGAGAUUGAUGAUCCUGAGGCAACAAAACCAGAAGACUGGGAUGAUGAAGAGGAUGGUGAGUGGGAGGCUCCCAAAAUUGACAACCCCAAGUGUGCUGAAGCCCCUGGUUGUGGUGAGUGGAAGAAACCAAUGAAGAGGAAUCCUGCUUAUAAGGGAAAAUGGCAUGCACCAAUGAUUGAUAAUCCCAAUUACAAGGGUAUUUGGAAGCCACAGGAAAUACCAAAUCCAAGCUACUUUGAGCUUGAUAGGCCUGAUUUUGAGCCUAUUGCUGCUAUCGGCAUUGAGCUUUGGACAAUGCAAGAUGGUAUCUUGUUUGAUAACAUUCUGAUAGCAAGUGAUGAAAAGGUUGCAGAAUCAUACCGAACAACUACUUGGAAGCCAAAGUUUGAGGUAGAGAAAGAAAAACAGAAGGCUGAAGAAGCAGCUGCAGAUACAGGUGCUCUUAAAGGCUUCCAGAAGACAGUCUUUGAUCUCCUCUACAAGGUUGCAGACCUCCCUUUCUUGGGCGAACACAAGCUCAAAGUCUUGGAUCUUCUUGAAAAAGCUGAGAAACAGCCAAACCUCACAAUUGGUGUUAUCAUCUCAAUCAUAGUUGUUAUCUUCACACUUCUAUUGAAGAUCAUCUUUGGCGGGAAGAAGCCUGCUAGAGCUAGGGAGGAGCCAGAGAAGACUGAAGAGCCAGCUCCUGAAUCUUCAAGUAAUCAAGAAACCACUGAAGAGAAGGAAGAGCCAAAUGAGGAUGCAGGUGCUGCACCACGUAGGAGGAUCAGGCGUGAUAACUGAGAACUGUGUCGGAUGCUCCAGGGGGCAGACUAAACACUUUUUUGGCUUAGAUAUUUGGGUUUAGUUCUUUUGCAGUUCUGGAAUUUUCACUCAUCGGAAUCUUGAGUUUUUCCCUAGGAUUAUUUUGACCGUCAAUGUAUGACUAUGUAUAUGAGACUAUUGGAUUGGGAUCAGCAGGUUGCUUUCCUACGUAGAGAGGUCAUGAAUUUUCACAUUAUUAAGUUUUUUAAUUGUUGACGUAUUUUGGCAGAUC
Molecule: messenger RNA, 2072 nt
Organism: Coffea eugenioides
Lineage: Eukaryota; Viridiplantae; Streptophyta; Magnoliopsida; Gentianales; Rubiaceae
Product: calnexin homolog
Exons: 6
Coding region: 200-1819 (539 amino acids)
Biological process (GO): protein folding
Cellular component (GO): endoplasmic reticulum membrane; endoplasmic reticulum
Molecular function (GO): calcium ion binding
Source: RefSeq, a predicted model, not a curated record